AGUAAGUCGGCGGCCGCGUCAGGAGGAGGACGGGGGUCGCUGCGUUGCCUUUCGUCUUGCCUGAUUUCUCGAACUCGACGAGGCCCGGGACCAGACGCGGCGCCGCAGUGCCAUGCCUGCGACCAACCGCAGCAAGCCAGCCAUGGAGCUUUACCGCCCACCCACACUCCGAGGACCCGGCAUCUUCGACAACGCGAACGGCGACGCAGUCUACAACGGCAAAGUGGCAUCGAACGGCGGCUAUCACGAGAGCAAGUCGGGCCUCAACGUGAACGCGCGCGAGUUCGUCUCCGUGACCACCACCAGGCCGCCGCUACAGCACUCUAAGUCCUCCAGCAGCGUCCCUCUUCAGGGACGGCAAGACGGGCUGCAGCACUCCAAGUCCGGCAGCAACCUUCGUCAGAGCAGUAACGGCGAGGUGCGGCCCCCCAGUGGUUCCCCCCCCAGGGUACACUUCAGCGACGACAAGGAGAAUGACCCACAGCUCAAGUUCUCCCGCCCUCCCUCCCUGGCCGUGGGGGUGCUGAGCCAGCCGGGCAUCAAGCGAUCAAAGUCUCUCGGAUCAGCUGACCUGCGCGCGACCCAGCUGCUGGAGGCGUCGACUCCCCCCGCCGCCAUGCCCGACCUGGGGCCCUUCUCGCCGGACGUCCAGGGCGCCAUCACCAAGGCCAUGACAGACCCGAACAGCGUGAGCGCCCGCCAGCUGAUGGAGGUGGUCCGGCACGUGUUCACGCGGGUGGUCGAAGCUUCGCGCCACGCCGAGCCCGCGGCCAGACUCUGCAUCUCGAUCAUUGAGAAAGAGAAGAACGAAACAUUCCUGGAAACUCUUCUGAACACGUGUCAGGAGUACUUCCAAGAGCGCGACCGACUGCUGCGCAACAACCCCCCCGCCCCCUACCCAGGCUUCGUACCGGCGCAUCCGAGGUGGAUCGCGUACAUGACCUUCCUCAAUGAGAUGUAUACGCAGCUCAAACGACGGCAUGUGCAGCUCAUGACGAAACGGAUGAGGAACAGUGAAACUCCCGCAGGACUUCUUCUCCUGACACUUCUCUCGCAGUGUUGCCAAGUCUGCCUCAAGGAAAAUUCUGUGAAUAGUCUUGCAGAGACUGAAUGCUUAUUCUUCGUGCUGACGGGCCUGGGGAAGGACAUCGAAGUGGAACUCCCUCACCAGAUGGCUAAGGUGAUGGGGGCAGCCAGAGACGCCUUCCUCACCACUGUGCGAGUCCCUGCCGUGCGCAAGACCCUCCUGCAGUUGAUCGAGAUGCAUGCGGCGAGGUGGCAGCUUCCGGCACCAGCUGUUAUGUACUACUAUCCAGGGUCGGGGAGUAAAUAAUGAAAUGUAAACGAAGUCUUUGGUUUUGUGGGUCCCAGAUACAUUGAGUUUCCUUUUUUUUAUAUAUAUAUAAAAUCUGGUGCCAAAGGUGUUUUUGUUGUGGAAGGAAAAGACUUCGUAUGAAAGGAAGGGAAAAUAAUUGCCAUGUUUGGGUAAUUGACUUGUUAAUGUUACUCGUUACUCGCUUGGCCAAAGAAUAUUCUUUUCUUUAAUAAUUACACAAAUCCUGGUCUUGGCGGUGACAUUAACAGGAAAAUGUUCUUUCAAACAAGUGCCGUAACUUAGGCACUCCUGGCCUAGUCAUCCAUGUUUGCCUUGUCAAGAAACAGAGUCAAUCACAAAGCAACUACAAGAAAAUUGGUUGUCUGACAACGUAAGGAACUUUUCAUCAUACAGACUCUGCUCUGGAAUGUGAAUGUGUAUCGACUUUGGUUUCACUGUCGAAAUUUAAGGCUGUUAAUCAAAGCAUUACAUCAAACAACAAUGAGCUUUGGCUGUUUUCUGUCACUUGUCCAAAUCUUCCCAAAACAUUGGCUUUUUUACAUUAUCAAGAACAUAUGAAAGGAUUUUUUCAUCUCCAACUGACAGCAUGAUCACUACCCCACUUCUCUAAAGCAACAACAGAUAAAAGUGCACAUUUACAGUGCCUAUUGCAAGACCCAAAGAGUUAUACAAAACUUAAUGAAGAAACGGGAGGCAAGCUACCCUUGUGCCAUGUUGUUGUGCUAGUUUACAGUACUCCACUGGGAUGCCUUUCCUCAGUGGCUUUGAACCUGCCGCCAUACAGUGUACCGCCGCUCGCAUGUUGAGACUCACGGGACAAGGUUGCCAGUUAUGUCCCAAGGCAGAGGAGGUGUGCUCUGGGGGGACGCCCGCUGUUCCUCGUGAAACCUAAAGCUCUUUUGUGUGCACCAGAAGGAGGGAUGUCUUAGUCUGACUCCUCUAACGAUCGACCGACGUUGAUAAAACGAUUCUCGAUACUUCUCUCGAGUGACAGCCCGUGCGGCAAGGCCCGGGCGGUCAUCCUCAAGGUAAUGAAGUGGCCAGCUGGAGGCAAGGAGAAGCCCGGAGGCUGUGGGUGUUCUCCGCGGUGCUCCCUCGACGGCUCUUCGUGCAGGGAGCUCACACGCCUCACUGCUCGCAAGGUUCCCACACUCGCUGGAUCUGAGACUGGGGUGCUGGCAGACUUUUAGAAAAGAAAGAGCUCAUCAUUGUUCCUUAACCAAAGGUAAAUGCCUAGAAAGUGAAAUUAGUUGUACUGAAACACUCAGAAGGGGCCAGAAAUGUCAGCCUCGUUUAUCA
This is a messenger RNA of Penaeus indicus, 2635 nucleotides long. RefSeq names its product MIF4G domain-containing protein-like. Lineage: Eukaryota; Metazoa; Arthropoda; Malacostraca; Decapoda; Penaeidae. Gene Ontology annotation, biological process: regulation of translational initiation. Bases 113 to 1333 code for a protein of 406 amino acids. Gene Ontology annotation, molecular function: translation activator activity; protein binding; RNA binding. The record is from RefSeq and is a predicted model, not a curated record. The transcript is spliced from 9 exons. Gene Ontology annotation, cellular component: cytosol.